Molecule: messenger RNA, 2244 nt
Organism: Eremothecium sinecaudum
Lineage: Eukaryota; Fungi; Ascomycota; Saccharomycetes; Saccharomycetales; Saccharomycetaceae
Gene: RAD4
Product: Rad4p
Exons: 1
Coding region: 1-2244 (747 amino acids)
Biological process (GO): nucleotide-excision repair; mismatch repair
Cellular component (GO): nucleus; cytoplasm; nucleotide-excision repair factor 2 complex
Molecular function (GO): damaged DNA binding; single-stranded DNA binding
Source: RefSeq, a predicted model, not a curated record
AUGGACAGGAAGUUACCGGAGCCAGUGUUUGAGCUAGUCAGAGAAGCGCUUAAUGAGGAGCGGAGGGAUAAGAGGAGGAAGUUGAACUCUGCUGGUGCUGAUGGGCAUACUAUGACGAUUGUGGAUAUUACUGGUGAUGAUGAUGAUGAGAACACCACGAAAAGCGUAGAACAAGACAGUAGUAGCGAUGAAGACGAGUUUUAUGACAGUGAUGAGUUUGAGGAUGUAUCAUUAGAACACCCAUCUGGUGAAGAGGGGGUUUUAUCCGUAACCUUCGACCGUGCAAGCAGCAAAGCUGACAAAGCUAAACGACGGAGUACCGUAGUGGAUGCAGAAGUUAGAUCUUUUCGCAAGUUUAUGCAUUGUUUUCACAUUGUGGCGAUGUUAGCCCAUUAUAACCUGCGAAAUGAGUGGUUGAAUGACUCUAAGUUACAGGAGAAGUUAUCUGCAUUGGUGCCAGACAAGGUCUUCGAAAAGCUGAAUCCAGAAAAAGAUGAGGAGAUGCCGCUGCGAUCUACAAGGAAACUUCUAGAUGGACUAAAGGAGUGUAUGAAGUUGUGGAAGAAGCACUGCAAGUUUAUUGAUGAUAAAAACGAUGGACUUUACAUGUGGCGAUGGGACGCUUUGGCGUCCGGUGCUUGGACAGUGAAGAAGCAGGUCAAUCUGCGACAGUAUAGAAGAAUACUGAGCAAGGCAACGAUAAUGUCCAGAAAAGUAGCAUUGGAGGGUUUUGUAGCAAUGUUACGGGGAUGUGGGGUUAAUGCAAGACUGGUGGCGAGCUUACAGCCCCCAGACAUUACAGAUAUGACGCCUACAUCUGGUAAUAAAGGAGCUAAGAGUGACGUCAAGACAAAUAAUGAAAAGUUUGAAUAUCCCGUUGUAUGGUGCGAAGUGUGGGACAAAUUCUCCAAGAAUUGGAUCAGUUUAGAUCCUAUAUGCAAAGAUACUAUAGAACAGAUACGAUAUAAAACCAAAUUUGAACCCGUUGGCAAAUAUGCAAAAUUCAACCAGAUACGAUAUGUGAUAGGUUUUGAUAGGAAAGGAGGAUGUAUUGAUAUUACCCGUAGGUAUGCAUCUAAUUUCAAUGCUAAGGUAAGAAAGCAGCGUGUAACAAGGACGCCGGAAGGUGCCAUAUGGUACCAGAAAGUUAUACAAGCAUUUCAUAAACGAAAACGCACCAGAGUUGACGACUACGAGGAAGAGUACUUUAAGACAAGAGAUGAGGUAGAGGGUAUCCCUAACAAUGUUGCUGAUCUCAAAAAUCACCCAUACUUUGUACUGGAAAAGGAUAUGAAGCAGAAUGAAACUUUACGCAGCGGUUGCGAACAAUGUGGGUUUCUGCGACUUAAAGGGACAAAAAAAUCAAAUGGAGGCACGCUCAAGGUAUACAAGCGGCAAGAUGUAUUGGAGUGUCAAUCCGGGCGGCAUUGGUUUAUGCAAGGAAGGGUCAUUAAGAGCGGAUCGAGGGCGGUUAAGACUAUAACGGUCAAAAACUUUAAGACUCGAGAAGUGGAAGAGGAACGGCUCUAUUCUAUUGACCAGACAGAGCGUUAUGUCCCACCUCUAGUAUUAAGCGAUGGCGAGAUACCAGUAAACGCCUACGGAAACAUAGAUGUUUACAAGCCGUGGAUGAUACCAAAGGGCUGUACCCUUAUUGAAAGCAGGCAUGCAAUUAAAGCGGCUGCAUUCGUUAAAGUGCCCUUUGCAAAAGCUGUAACCGGCUUUUCAUUUGAAAAGGGUAGAAGUGUGAAGCCCAAAAUCACUGGUGUCGUAGUACAAUCGCAGUACACAGAAGCGGUUUGCGCUCUAAUCGAAGCCAUUGAGUGUCAGGCACAGGAAGAUAAAAGAAAAGAUCGUGAAAUUGAAGCGUUACGGUGUUGGUCAUUAAUGCUUGCUCAGCUACGAGUCAAGAAAAGACUCAAUGAUAGACACGGGGUGGUUUCUGAUAAACUGGAAGACGUAGAUGUUGAAACAAGUGAAAACGAACAAACUGAAAUACAUGAUGGAGGUUUCCUUCCGGAGGAAGGUGGCUUUCUUGCAGACCCUAACAAUGAACCCAGUCUUGAACCAGCCAUAACUCAUAAUGAUUCCGUGGAAGCUGAUUUACCUUCUGAGAAAGCCGCGACGACAGCGUUACCGAAUCCAGGUAUUUCGUCUGCUAAUGAAUUCGAGCAAUUUUUGGAAGAACUUAACGACGGUGAAGAAAAUAAUGGUAGUGGUAACGAUGAUGAAGCGUACGAAUAA